GUUUUGCCUCGCCUUCUUCGUCAGCUCCGUCGACUUUGUCAAUUCUUCUUUCCAUAGAUCUCAACUCUUCAAUGGCCGAUCCAUCUCUUCCUCACUCUCUUCUGUUUCUCUGCACAGUUUCAAUUUCUCGCUGAAUCUGAAGGUUUCGUCAACAUUUUCGUUUGCUUCGGAUGCGCUGGCCAGGAAAUUAAUAAAUCAGCUGUUUCACAUUCCUCUAAUUUCCCACAAACAGAGAAAGAGCUAAUAUAGUUCAGGAAUGGAAGAAAAUAGAGAUAAUGUGUCUGGGCAACAGACAACUUCUGAAAAAAAUUUGCGUCGCCGUACUAGAUAUGCAGAAAUGUCAGCAGAGAGAAAAAAUUUAUUUCUAUCCCAACUAAGACAAAAAAGGGCUGAAUCAAAACGACAAAAACUCCUUCAUCAAUCCAAUAGUAAUGGCGCUCUUACAAUUACCACUUCUUCAGUAUCUUCUCAACAAGCUUGCAAACCUACAACUCUACCAGUUACUUCAACUACAGGACAACGUAUGGUCAAUUGCUUAUCUACCUUUGAAGUAGGAUCAACAUCAAUAACAUCUCAUGUUGCAACCACAUUAACUUCCACAUGUACUCCAAACAAAGGAACAACUUAUUCAAUCAAGGGUAACAAUUUACAUAGUUCUACCUGAAGGAAAUGACAAAGAUAACCUACCUAAAAAUGCAAAUAAAUGAUCAUGAGGUAAUGAGAGAAGCAUAAAAAAGGUCAAGCUCUAGGCACAUGUGAGCUAACAUUGGAAUCAUCUAAUGUUCUACCAAAAUCUUCAACCUCGGGGUUGAAAAUUGAAUCAUCCACGCCAGCAAAUGCACUAUAAAAGGAAGUAUCUUCCUUACUUUUGUACUUUUUGGUGAUUGCAAAGGAAUUUUUUUUUUAUUAUCAUCCGCUACAACUAUGCUCAAUAAGGAACACCCAUCAUAGGGAACUAACAAAGAUGUUUUCCAGUUUUUAUGUCGCUUGCUUUAACCCAGGUUGGUAGUUCGAACUGUUUGAUAAUUCUGAAGACCUAACCAACAGAUAUUAUUGUAUUACUUUUCUCUCUGCUUUCUAUUGGUGUUUCACAUGUUUUAUCACCCUUUGCAGUAAAUUUUGAGCAGUCUGUUGUAGCUUGAAGGUAAUCGUCUUCGAAAAUUGACAUCUCAAAAUAAUAUUCAGUAUGGGGAGGAUAAAGUGUAACAACACCUUACCUCACCUCAUGCAAGUAGACAGAUUGUUUCUGAAAUUUUCAUACUUGUCCAAUUGUCUUAUUAUGCUGAUAUAAUUGUAUAAGAAGCCUCUUAUAGAAGUAAUUGAAGGAGUUGCAGCAGGGAUAUUAGUGUUCCAACAAAAGCAGAAGCUAUUAAAAAUUAUUUGUCAAAGAAAAAAUUGAAGUAAUUAGCAUUACACGCCUAAUGAAGAUGUUCAAAUUUAUGACCGUUGAAGAGAUUCCCUUGAAUGGUAGAAAAGGAAAGCAACUUCAGUACAUAGUAUAAUUGAUCAAUUAUGUUUCAGGCUGCUUCUGUUAAUAUUGAUAUUGCUGAUGUUGAUAAUCACUUGGCUGCUGUGAAAAUGUUGAAAAUAUAACCUCAUAGGGGUAUACUGAAUAUCAUGUGUAUCUGUUUUCAAGUUGUGACUUUACUAUUCAGUUACUUUAUUGUAUAAAAAAAAUUACUACUUUUGUGACUUUAUUGUGUAGUAUACAAAAUUCAUGCUAUUUUGAUGAUUUGGCUGAUUUGGGACGACCGUCGAUUAUGUGAUUAGAUGAAUUCUCAACAAGAGAUCAAAAUCACGAUCAGAGUAAUUCUUGUGGAUUGACUGAUAGACUAAGUUGCGUGGACUCUUCACUUUCGAUGCCGCACCCGUGUUGAAUUCUCCAAAAAUACACAAUUUUUGGCGAAUCCGACACGCACCUCUUGACAUUUUUGAAGAGUCCGAGCAACAUAGCUGAUAGAAGCACACAAAAGCUGCAGCACUGAUGAUGCAUGAUGACAUACAUAGGUUGAAUAGAAGUUCUUUUCAAAGACAUGAUUUUGAACUAAAUGCUGGACCUGGAAUAGUAAAUCCAGCUUCAAGGCAAAUUUACUUCACAUUUCCUGCUGAUACUACUUUGAAAGAAGACGAUCUUUCCAAUUAUUUCAACUAUUAUUCAUUUCAAAUAUUCAAUGUAUUAAGGUUGGCCUCCUCAGUUUACUUUCUUAAAUGUUGUUAUUCUUCAAUUUUCUACCAGUUACAGGCCUACUAACAAUAAUAUGAUCCCUUUAUGUGCAAUUUAGUCUAAAGAAAUGACAUUUUACCUCUGUUAUACUCUGCUUUUUUCAAUUUUAGUUUAUAGGUUCGGACCAAGGGUUUGGAGUAAUAAGAGAGUUAAAGGAGAUGAUGGACACAGAGUAGGAUCUUCAAACAUACGGAUAUUUAUGAGCAAGUCCAUACAGCCCUUGAAGAUUCUGAAAAAGCAGACCCUAACUUGUUCAUGAUUUAAUAUUUCCAUAUGUCACCUCCAAACCCAUCAUAAUAUUAUGAGCUUUUAUAAUAUUACUGACUACCUCUGUUGUUGUUGUACUGUGUUAUUACAAAGCCUCAAAUUUAAAAAAACAAAAUUUAACAAAUACGUGCGGAAUAUAUACAAAACACAAUGUCAUACUCCCUCAGAGAUAAAAAUGUUGUUUUUUUCUCCUACUUGAAUCAGUUGGUGGUCAGACAACUGACUAUCCAAUUGACGAAUGAUUUGCCUGUUCAACGAACACUACAUUCAUUUCAUCAAUAUCUCAACAUUAAGAUCAAAAACACAACGACUGUUGAUGAGAACAACUAACCCCACAUUUGCAUACUCUUUGGGAGAAUUGUUAUACAUACUGCAACUCAUCUACACUCUGUAGACGCCCAGAGGUAUAUUCUUCAGGAAUGAACUGUAAGAACUUCAUACUCAAAAUAUCUGCCAAAUGUCUCCAUUGCUCAUACGCUAAGUGGAAACCACAAUGCAUGUGUGGAAUCAUACAUAGUUGCCGCAAGGAUAAAACAACGUUGUUAGUGGACUUCCACAAACUUAGCUCUCAUGCUAACUUGGUGUCAGGAGGUACACAAUGACUGCAACAAGCGUUGAAUCUGGAUCAUCGCUACAUUACAGCUUAUUCUCGGCAUUCAACUACUACCAAAGAACUUGGGAAAUUGAAAGAAUCAAUUGAAGGUAUAGUUAAUCUUCAAAUAUUACCAUAUGUGGAACUGUUAAAUUCAGGUUUGCUGUCUGAUGCACACGUAGCAGCACAUAUGUCAUUAAGACAGAUUUUCAUUCUGUAAAGACUGCCUCAGAUUUACCGCAGAUGCUUUUCAUGAAGAUUUCCAUCAGCACCAAAAGCUUUAGUAUUCAGUUGUAGAACAUGAUCAUCCUCUGCCUCCAAAGCUUGUACCCUUUUUUGGAUCAGUAUUGCAUCCACAACACAAUUUUUAGCAUCUUCUUUCUCCUGAAUUGAUACUCUACUUUCCAACUCUUUGAACUUUUCCAAAUACAACUUCAGUUUUGCCUCAACUUUAGCUUUUUCAUUUUUUAGCUACUCAUUUUUCUUCUGCAUAUCCUUCAAUCAAUUCUCCAUCGAUUGAAACAUAUGCAAAAGAAAAAUGAGAACCUAAAAAAUGAAGAAGCUCAAGUUCACGCAAAACUCAAGAUGUAUUUCGAAAAGUUCAAAACAGUUGGAAAGUACAGUAUCAAUUCAGGAGAAAGAAGCUGCUAAAAAUCGUGUUGUGGAUGCAAUACUGAUCCAAAAAAGGGUACAAGCUUUGGAGGCAGAGGAUGAUCAUGUUAUACAACCGAAUGCCAAAGUUUUUGCUGCUGAUGGACAUCUUCAGGAAAGGCAAUUGUCAGCACCUACGCCUCCAUUGGUUGACUCAACUGCAAAUCGAAAUGGAAAUGGAAGUGAUAAAUGAAGACAUGAAACUGCAAGCAGUGAUAACACAGACUUCAUUUGUACAAAAAUGAAUCUGCUUAAUUGUCCUGAUAUCCAGACAUUGCAUCCCAUGCCUUCUGCUGGUAAUUCUGCUCAACUCAAUACCAAUGUUUCCAACAUAGAAACGAAGAGACACCAUUCAAAGCAACCAGGCUCUCAUUCAAGAACAAAUUUUGCUCCCUUUCUCAGAUACUACUAUUUGGUUAACUAUAUUUCCUACAAACAUGGUACUAUGACUUAACAUUGACCAAAUAGAACUAGCGACACGGGAUUGGAUUUGCAAAGUUCAAAUUGUCGAAAUAGGACGCCCACGAGAAAGCCUUGACAAGAAAUGUACAUUCCAAAAUUUGAUUUUGGAAGAUGAAGAGGAAUGCCAAAUUAAGGCUGUUAUGUACGCUGACGAAAUUGAGCAGUAUGCAGCUACACUUAAACUCUUCCAUACCUACCUGAUCUCUACUGCAAGAGUGAAAGCCUCCCAAGCUUCAUACGGCAAGCCAAUACAUAAAUUUUACUGGAUUCUUGACAAAGAAACAGUAAUUGAACAAAUCAAACCAUCUCACGAAGUUGAAAAUGCACUUCCACCGCCAACGAAGCUGAAUAUCACAACCUUUGACCACAUUCCUCAUCUGAUGGUUGAUUCUGCUGCUGAAAUAGAUAUACUAGCAAUUGUUCUUCGUUGUGGUCCUCAAAAAAACGCCGGUCGCAGUCAUCAUAGGUGUCGAGAAAUUACCCUUUGUGACAAUCAGAAAAGUCAGUUUCUGUUCACUCUAUGGGAGGAUUUCGGCGAAAUAGAAGGACAUGAAAUUGCCUCUAAAAUGGCAACAGAACCAGAUCUGCUUGUCAUCCUCGCAAGAAGUAUAGGAAUCUCUACUUAUCAAGGGUUGUCACUGCAAACUAGAUACAAUUCCACACUACGUGUGAAUCCCAAUUACCCACAGGCAGUGGCACUCAUCAACUGGGCAAAAGAGAACAAAACAAUGUUGUUAGGUUGUCCAUCAGAGAAAACCUCAACAAGCUCAUCUACCGCUCCCAUGAUACUCACUACUGGUGGCCAACAACUUCUCUCUAUUGCACAAAUCUCAUCAGCACCUUCUAUGGGAAUGUUCUAUGUUGAAGCAGAGAUGGCCAUAUUAGAUGAUUUCCAAGACUUUUGUGUGCUUGAAUGCUCAGGAUGCAAACAGAAGAAGCGGACAAAGGAUAGAAAGGAUUUUGANNUGAAACUUCCCUUCAUUUCAGCUGUAGCUUCCAAAUUGAUCUUAUUGACAACACUGCUACAACCACAGCAUCUAUCUCUGCUGAUUUAGGAGAAAAAAUACUCUCCAUGACAGCAGAAGACAUAUUUGACAUAACUUGCACUAAGCGACAAUCAUUGUCUCUUACUCAUGUCCAUGAGAUGUUGUCCAACAAAGUAUUCACAAUUCAGCUGAGGAAGUCAUCUUGGGGCAGCUCAAAUACCACGCAUACAACUUUGUCCAUUCUUUCCUACACAGAAAAACAACAUGCUCCACAGACCACCACUGAUAGGACUUCUAAAAAGAUAAAACCUUUGGAAAUAACUGAGGUAGAAGUGAUAGCAACAACUACUGCAGCUGCUUCUUCAAAUGCACCGCCCAAAUUUGAACCUCCCACACCAACCAAAAAGGUGUAAAAGGAACUACCUCGCACCAUUUUGUGACUUUUGCUUAUGAUAGGGACAAUAUAAUGAACAACUCUCCCUAUGCUGUGGUUUAUUUCAUGAGGAAGAUUAACUAUGCACAAGCAAACUGCAGUGUCUUCUAAAUAUGAUACUGCAACAUGUAUAUUGUUUUUGUUAUGUUCCAUUAGUUAGUAUGUGUGAAUAGUUCAACUCGACAUCAUACUGAUGUGUAUUGUACAUAUUCUGAAUAUUUCUAAUAGUACAUAUUAUAUAUAUGCUAUUAUCUAUCUUCUA
This is a messenger RNA of Solanum tuberosum (potato), 5877 nucleotides long. RefSeq names its product replication protein A 70 kDa DNA-binding subunit B-like. NCBI's taxonomy places the organism in Eukaryota, Viridiplantae, Streptophyta, Magnoliopsida, Solanales, Solanaceae. The record is from RefSeq and is a predicted model, not a curated record. The transcript has 25 exons. The coding region runs from base 4337 to 5251 and encodes 304 amino acids.